AUGUCAUCAUCAUCUACAGAUACAACAACAACAUCAUCAUCACCAUCACCCACUAGCCGUAAUAACAAUAACAGACAUAAUAAUGGUCGUGAUAUCCAUUUGAAAGUUUCAGAUAACAUCAAGACAAACAGUCUAAGCACAACUAAUAAUACAGCCGCACUAUCACCCACGUUUAAUUUACAACAACCACCACCACCAUCAAGUGGAAUAGUACCACCACCAAGUGGAAUAGUACCACCAAUUAGGAAAGUACAACAUACAUCAACCAAUGAACUGAUUAGUUCAAUUACAUCCAAUGCAUCUGAUUUAACAAUUUAUGAAUCUUCAAUUUGUUCAAUUAUGACAUCAAAAUCACAACAAACAUCAAAUGAAACAUUGGUUGAACCACAACAGAAUCAUAUAAUAAUCAAUGAACCCAGUUGUUCUGGUAAAUUGUUUAGUUUUGAUGAAAAUGAUGAAGAAGAUAAGAAUCAACAUAAUCCAUUCUUUAAUGUUGAUUUAAGUACAACUAGAUCUCCACCUCCAGUUCCACAAUUAAAGAAACAAAUGACAUUACCUUCAUUAUAUAAGAAAUGUCCCGUUCCACCAUUGGCAACAUCUUCCCCCAUGGAAUUAUCAUUUGAUUCAAUUAAAUCUGAACAAGCUAAAAGAUUACAUUAUAUUCCAACUCAAAACUUCAAACCUCAAAUUGAAAAAUUAUCCAAUAGAAUUCAUUAUAUGUCACCAUUGGAUAUUAAUAACAUGUUGAAUUCUAAUCAUUGCACCCAUCUUGCCAUUGAUAUUCGUCCAUUCAAUGAUUAUAUCAAAUCACAUUUAAAAUCAUCUUUAAAUAUCUGUUUACCUUCAACAUUAUUAAAACGACCCAAUUUUUCAUUAUCAAGAUGUAUGAAUUCAUUACCCGAUUAUGAAAUGUCCAAAUUUAGUCAAUUCUUAGAAGAUCCUCAAGGUGGUGAUUUAAUUAUAUAUGAUUCAAAUUCAAAUUCAUCAAAUUUAUAUCAUGUUUGUAAUAAAUUUAUUCAAAGUCCAAGUUUUCAAAAUUCAAUGUGUCAAAUAUAUUUAGUUGAUACUAAUUUUACCCAAUUUCAUAAUUUAUAUCCUCAUUUAUUUGAAUCGGGGACUAUACUGUCGGAUAUGCUCGAACAACAACAACAACAACCGCAAGAUUGUGCUUGCAAUUUAAAUAACUACCUACCACCAAUCAUAGUCCCAUCAGCAAGAGUUUCUCGGUCUCAAUCAGUAUCCGACAUUUCCCCUUAUCGAAGAUCAAAUCCAAAUCUGUCCUCCUCCUCUUCCAAUUCACCAUCAAUGGCAAGUAGUAAUAGCAGUCUAAAGGAGAAAUUGAAUACUCCAAUAUUAGCUAAUUUCACCCUUCCGUCAAAAUCAACCACAUUUAAACUUCGUCAUAAUGAGGAGUUGUUACAACCGCCAAGACCCACAUUGACAAGUUAUCCAACAUCCACAGCAACAGCUACCACGAAAUCACCGAUUAAUCAAUAUGAAGUGAAUAAUAAUGCCUUGUUUCGAUUAGAAAAUAUCCCAGACGAUAAAUCAGUCUUACCCAAUUGGAUUAAAUCAACCAUCUUAAAUAAUAAUGGAGAAUUCACCGGGCGAAACCUAAAUGAUAAUUUCUAUAUCUUGGAAAAACUCGAACAAAAACGAUUAGUCAAAGCAUUAUCAUUAUCUGAUCCAAUCUUGAGUCCAAUCAAUGAAACCCCGUUGCAGAUAAGUAAAGGAAUAGAAUAUGGACAUAAGAAUCGAUAUAAGGAUAUCUUUUUAUAUGAACAUUCACGAGUUAAAUUAGAUAAUAAUGAAGGGGAUGAUUCGAUUGAGAAUUAUAUAAAUGCAAGUUAUGUCACUCCCUCGGAUUCAUUUUUGAGUGAGCUUGUGGAUAGGAGAAAAUUAGGAAAUCAGGUGAAUUAUAUCGCCACUCAAGGUCCAUUGGAUGAUACCAUGGGUGAUUUUUGGAAAUGUGUAUAUAAUUUAAACUCAUGCUUGAUUAUUUCAUUGACUGAUGAGAUUGAGAAUGGGGUGAUGAAAUGUUCACCAUUUUGGAAGAGUGGGAUCUAUCAUCGAUCACAACAGGAUUCGAUCAGUGUACAAAUAUUACAAGAGUUUAAAUAUGAUGAGAAUUUGAUUAUUAGAAGGUUUGUGAUUAGGUUUAAGGAGAAGGAGAAGAGGAUUAUUCAAGUGCAAUUGAUUUCUUGGCCGGAUAUGGGGACGAUUAUUGAUCCGGAUCAUAUUUUACAGAUUAUCCAAUUGAAAGAAUUCAUAUUACGAAAUUUAGAUGAUAAUAAUGAUAAUGGGUUUUUAGUUGAUUAUCCAACUAUAGUUCAUUGUUCGGCCGGGUGUGGCCGAACAGGGACAUUAUGUGUGAUUGAUACGAUAAUUAAUCUACUCAAAACAGAUGAAUGUAAAUUGAUACAAGAUCCAAUAUUUGAUUUAGUUAAUGAUUUUAGAAAACAGAGGAUAUCAAUGGUCCAGAAUUUACGACAAUAUUAUUUGAUUUAUGAAGUAUUAUUAGUUUGGAUGAAUAGAAAUGAUGAAAAGUUAAAGAAAUGGAAUGAAUUGAUACAAUUGGAUAUUGUUAAACAAUUCAUUAAAUCGGGAUAA
Molecule: messenger RNA, 2610 nt
Organism: Hemisphaericaspora subhashii
Lineage: Eukaryota; Fungi; Ascomycota; Pichiomycetes; Serinales; Debaryomycetaceae
Gene: PTP3
Product: tyrosine protein phosphatase
Exons: 1
Coding region: 1-2610 (869 amino acids)
Biological process (GO): protein dephosphorylation
Molecular function (GO): protein tyrosine phosphatase activity
Source: RefSeq, a predicted model, not a curated record